This is a messenger RNA of Oxyura jamaicensis (ruddy duck), 1688 nucleotides long. It is a transcript of the gene LHPP, whose product is annotated as phospholysine phosphohistidine inorganic pyrophosphate phosphatase. The transcript has 7 exons. Gene Ontology annotation, cellular component: cytosol. Lineage: Eukaryota; Metazoa; Chordata; Aves; Anseriformes; Anatidae. The coding region runs from base 34 to 804 and encodes 256 amino acids. Gene Ontology annotation, molecular function: phosphatase activity; inorganic diphosphate phosphatase activity. Gene Ontology annotation, biological process: dephosphorylation. The record is from RefSeq and is a predicted model, not a curated record.
GGGCUGAGGCGGGGCCAAGAUGGCGGCGCCAAGAUGGCGGGCCAAGAUGGCGGCGCCAAGAUGGCGGCCUGGGCUCGGGGGGUGCGGGGGCUGCUGCUGGACAUCAGCGGGGUGCUCUACGACAGCGGCGGCGGCGGCGGCGGGGUGCCCAUCGCCGGCUCGGCGGAGGCGGUGCGGAAGAUCAAAGCAUCUGGUCUAAAGCUGCGGUUCUGCACUAACGAAACACAAGCGACCCGAGAGAAGUUUGUGAAGAAGCUCCAGGGACUGGGCUUUGACAUCUCCGUGGCUGAAGUCACUGCCCCAGCACCAGCAGCCUGCCGCCUCUUGAAGGAGCGUGGACUGAGGCCACACUUGCUCGUGCAUGAUGAUCUUGUCCCUGAAUUUGCUGAGAUUGAUAAAACAAACCCAAACUGCGUGGUUGUUGGGGAUGCAGCAGAAAACUUCUCCUAUGCAAACGUUAAUGAAGCUUUCCGAGUUCUGAUCGGAUUGGAGAAGCCUGUGUUGAUCUCCCUUGGAAGGGGACGCUACUAUAAAGAAACUGAUGGCCUGAAACUUGAUGUUGGAGCAUAUAUGAAGGCAUUAGAGUAUGCUUGUGAUGUUGAAGCUGAGGUAGUGGGAAAACCAGCAAAAGCAUUUUUCGAGUCAGCCCUAGCAGAAAUGGGAGUUCCGCCACAGCAGGCCAUCAUGAUCGGAGAUGAUAUUGUGAAUGAUGUCGGAGGUGCCCAGCAGUGCGGGAUGAGAGCUGUGCAAGUGCGGACAGGGAAGUACAGAUACAUAUUCAGCACUGAGAAGUCUGGAAUGUGAAACCUGUUUCUCCUCUCCCUGUCUUAAACAGAGCAGGCUUCUGCAGACUUGCUCACCUUGGCCUUUCAAACCUUUCUGUGUGCAGGUGUCUCCGUGAUCCUGUGCGUUCAUUGACCAAAGAGCUAUCAGCAGCUGCUCCUUGUAGCUCUUGAUAGCAGACCUGAGUGCAGUUAUAAACACGGCAUGCUCCAGGGGUGCCCAGUGGAAAAUGCAGCCACUAUCUGCUGCUCAGGCAAGAUAAGGCUUGAAGUCGGCUCAAGGUGACUCCAAAUGCAAUGCAGACAUCGGUCCUUCCGUUUAACGUUUGGGCUCCCUAACACUCAAGAUCUCCUUUUAACCGCACCUCUUUGCAGUAGGCGUGGUUCCCUAACAGCAUUUGUAAUCCGACAUCAUUUCUGUUUUUAGUUUUUCUUCAUUUUCAAAUGUUAAGACUGUAAAAGAACAAUUUGGGGGAGGGAUGCAGCAAGUGGGCAUGGUGCUUGCCAUAGGCUGUCUGAAAUGCUAUUUUGUUAGUUAUCAAGUUAUUUUCUCUCUCAAUUUUAGCUUAUAUAAGUUGAUAAAAUAAUUCUGAUGGACCAGUAAGUGAUGAUUUUGGGGAAAGAAAGUGUAUGGUUUGUGCUGUUGGGGUUAUUGAUCUGUGUAAUCCCACUGGCCGCCUAAAGGAGAGAAUCAGGAUUCAACACUUGUUUUUUCUCUGAUAUUGAUGGCGAUCACCAGCCAGCAUUCAGCGACUCCACAUCUUAGUGUCGCACAGAGACGAGUAUCAGAGAAGGAGCUAUCUCUGAAAAGAGAUGAAUUAGACUCUUGCUGCUCAACAAACAUCUCCUGUGACACACGUGGCCCACUGCGAAAAAUAAGCCACGGGCGAUGCUGCGCUGAAAGCU